GCUGGGAGACCUCGGCGCUCCUCGGCUGCCGGCAGCCACAGGAGCCAUGGAGCGGCUGGCGGUUCUGCUGUGGGUCUCCGCGGCGCUGGCUGCCGCCUCGUCCGCGCACCAGCCGCAGGGGCCGCCCAAAGCCGAGGAGCUGCUUUGUGGCCAGGAGGCGGCUUCCUCCUCCGUCUCCCUGUGGCCGCUGCCCCGCUCGCUCUGCGUCUCCACAGCCCGGCUGCAGCUGGCGCCCAAGCGGUUCCAGAUCGUCCACGGCCCGGGCUCCUCGGCGGGGCCGAGCUGCUCCUUGCUGCAAGAUGCGUUCCGGAGGUACUAUGAAUACAUAUUUGGGUAUUCCAAAUGGCAGAAUGAUGAUGAGAAGAAACCUCUUUUGGAAACGGAGCUAUCCUCGCUUCAGGUCAUUAUUACUUCAGAAGAUUCUGAAUGUGAUAAAUUUCCCAGCAUCACAUCUGAUGAAUCUUAUCAGCUCCAGGUAUCAGGACCUACAGCUGUGCUGAAGGCAGACAAAGUUUGGGGAGCAUUGAGAGGUUUAGAAACAUUCAGUCAGUUAGUAAAUGAAGACGACUAUGGAAGUCUAUUUGUCAAUGAAUCCGACAUUACUGACUUCCCAAGAUUUGCUCAUCGAGGGAUCUUGAUUGACACCUCAAGGCAUUUUCUGCCUUUGAAAACUAUCCUAUUGACUUUGGAUGCCAUGGCAUUUAACAAGUUCAAUGUCCUGCAUUGGCACAUUGUAGAUGACCCAUCCUUUCCUUAUCAGAGUGUCACUUUUCCUGAACUGAGUCGCCAGGGGGCCUAUUCAUACAAUCAUGUUUACACUCCCACUGACAUCCGUCUGGUGCUAGAGUAUGCUCGGUUACGGGGGAUUAGAGUUAUCCCUGAAUUUGACAGCCCAGGACAUACCCAAUCUUGGGGGAAAGGACAAAAAGAGAUCCUCACACCAUGCUACAGUGGAGCACAUCCGAGUGGGUCUUAUGGGCCUGUAAACCCCAUUUUGAAUACAACAUAUGAUUUCAUGGCUAAAUUAUUCAAAGAAAUUGGCAGUGUAUUUCCGGAUGAUUAUAUCCACUUGGGAGGAGAUGAAGUGGACUUCAGUUGUUGGAGGUCCAAUCCUGAUAUACAAGAAUACAUGAAGAAGCAAGGGAUUUGGUUUACCUAUGCUAAACUGGAAUCCCACUUUGUUGAGAAAAUAUUGGACAUGGUGUCUUCUCUGAACAAGAAAUCCAUAGUGUGGCAGGAAGUCUUUGAUCAUGGAGCAAAGCUACAGUCAGACACAAUAGUUGAAGUGUGGAUUGACACCAUGUAUAAAGAAGAGUUAAGAAAAGUAACCAAAGCCGGGCACGGCGCCAUCCUGGCAGCACCAUGGUACCUAGACCUCAUUAGUUACGGCCAGGACUGGAAGAAAUACUACAGCGUGGAGCCACUAGACUUCCUUGGGUUCCAAUCCCAGAAAGAGCUGGUGCUUGGUGGUGAAGCCUGUCUUUGGGGAGAAUACGUGGAUGCAACUAAUCUCACACCAAGACUCUGGCCUCGGGCAAGUGCUGUUGGGGAGAGACUCUGGAGCAGUAAAAAUGUAACCGAUAUUGGAGAUGCUUAUAACAGGCUUACUGAACAUCGUUGUCGCAUGCUCAGGCGUGGAAUAGCAGCGGCGCCUUUGUUUGUUGGAUACUGCAGGCACGAAGCAAGAGACCCCUAACAGCUGUAGGACGACGUUGCCAGAAGUGCCUUUCUGGGAGAAAAACCUGCACUGGAGCACUCUCAUUUUGAAAUGCUGAAAUUUAGAGAAUGUUAAAUUUCUUGUAGAUGUGGAAAAAAUAAAUGUUGAACUUUUUAAGAGAAAGUAGCUCAUUC
Molecule: messenger RNA, 1851 nt
Organism: Lacerta agilis (Sand lizard)
Lineage: Eukaryota; Metazoa; Chordata; Lepidosauria; Squamata; Lacertidae
Gene: HEXB
Product: hexosaminidase subunit beta
Exons: 14
Coding region: 47-1696 (549 amino acids)
Biological process (GO): ganglioside catabolic process; glycosaminoglycan metabolic process; carbohydrate metabolic process
Cellular component (GO): membrane
Molecular function (GO): beta-N-acetylhexosaminidase activity
Source: RefSeq, a predicted model, not a curated record